AUGGCGGUAGCUAUCGAUGGCAUGUUUGAUAAAGCUUAUUUACCGAAACAGGAACCAAAGGUAAAGUCACAUGUUCCUUCUAUGGAAAUCUAUCGCAAGUUAUACAAGGAAGCGGAUGAGAAUCCUGACCAAUUUUGGGGUUCCUUGGUUAAAGAAUUCUAUUGGAAAAAGUAUCCCACCGCUCAAUUCUUGAAGUAUAAUUUCGAUGUAAGUAAAGGACCGAUUCAAAUCAAGUGGAUGGAAGAUGCGAGUACCAAUAUCUGCUACAAUGCACUGGAUAAGAAUAUACAAAAGGGUUUGGGAAAUUCGAUAGCAUUUUACUGGGAAGGAAAUGACCCUAAAGACGUCAUAACAGUAACUUAUAAGAAAUUGCACGAAGAGGUUUGUAAAUUCGCGAACGUCUUAAGAAAAAAAGGUGUUAAAAAAGGCGAUCGUAUCGCAAUUUAUAUGCCUAUGAUACUAGAAUUGCCUAUAGCCUUAUUAGCUUGCGCUCGAAUUGGAGCUGUACAUUCUGUAGUUUUUGGUGGUUAUUCGAGCGAAUCUCUAGCUGAAAGAAUCCUUGAUGCCUCCUGCUUAAUGUUAAUAACAGCGGAUGGUGUUUAUCGAGGCGCAAAAUUAAUUAAUUUGAAAGGAAUCGCGGAUGAAGCGGUUAGCAUAUGCAAAGAAAGGGGGCAUAAAUUAAAAUCGUGUAUCGUCGUUUUUUAUUUAAAUAAACCGAACAAAAGUAUAAAAUCUGUGAAAGAAGCGGAUGUUGAUAAAUUAUCUGAUCAGUUGGCUAAGGAAUUAAAAUUAUCUUGGAGAUGCGGAGAAGAGACGUGUUGGCAAUAUGAAAUGGCCAGUGUUGGUAAUAUAUGUGAGCCAGAAUGGAUGAAUGCUGAAGAUCCUUUGUUUAUCUUAUAUACAAGUGGCUCUACGGGUAAACCAAAGGGGAUAUUGCAUACCGUUGCGGGUUAUAUGCUAUAUGCAGCAACAACUUUUAAAUAUGUUUUUGAUUAUCAACCUGGGAAUGUAUACUUUUGUACCGCAGACAUUGGUUGGAUAACAGGUCAUACUUACGGUGUUUAUGGACCGCUACUUAAUGGAGCCAUAUCAGUGAUGUUUGAAGGCAUUCCAUUUUAUCCGCAUCCUGGAAGAUUUUGGGAAAUCAUCGAUAAAUAUAAUGUAAAUAUAUUUUAUACAGCUCCCACUGCUAUAAGAGCUCUCAUAAAAUACGGAGACGAAGAAGUUAACAAUUUAAAAAUAUUAGGAAGUGUUGGGGAACCGAUUAAUCCUGAAGCUUGGUUAUGGUAUUAUAAUGUUGUUGGAAAGAAAAAUUGUUCUGUAGUCGAUACCUUCUGGCAAACCGAAACUCUUUAUGUAAGAUUAUCAAAUACAAUAUAA
Centruroides sculpturatus (bark scorpion) is the source of this 1380-nucleotide messenger RNA. Its product is annotated as acetyl-coenzyme A synthetase, cytoplasmic-like. Gene Ontology annotation, biological process: acetyl-CoA biosynthetic process. The coding region runs from base 1 to 1380 and encodes 459 amino acids. NCBI's taxonomy places the organism in Eukaryota, Metazoa, Arthropoda, Arachnida, Scorpiones, Buthidae. The transcript has 11 exons. The record is from RefSeq and is a predicted model, not a curated record. Gene Ontology annotation, molecular function: acetyl-CoA synthetase activity.